CCAAAAAUUAACCCUGCAAUGCAAGUGGUAAACAGGACUUCUCCACUCACUCCAUAAGUACUCUCCGCCUUCUCCCACUACCCCCAAUCAACUCUCAACCUCCAAAUCAAUUUCUAGGUGUAGAGUGUUUGUUAGUUAGUUAAUUUCUCAUUGUUGAGUGAAAGAAAAAGAAAUUACCAUGGUGGCCAAGAUCCUCUACAUUGCGUUCAUUAUCUCUUCAAUGUGGAUUGUUGAAGCACGAAUUCCAGGACUUUACUCCGGUGGUCAAUGGCAAACUGCUCACGCUACUUUCUAUGGAGGAUCUGAUGCUUCCGGCACCAUGGGGGGAGCAUGUGGGUAUGGAAACUUGUACAGUCAAGGGUACGGAGUGAACACAGCGGCAUUGAGCACAGCACUGUUCAACAAUGGUCUGAGUUGUGGUGCUUGUUUUGAGAUCAAGUGUGCAAAUGAUAGGGAGUGGUGUCAUUCGGGAAGUCCUUCCAUUUUUAUUACUGCAACUAACUUUUGUCCUCCUAAUUUUGCUCUUCCAAAUGAUAACGGUGGAUGGUGUAACCCUCCUCGUCCUCACUUUGAUCUUGCCAUGCCCAUGUUUCUUAAAAUUGCUGAGUAUCGUGCCGGUAUCGUUCCCGUUGCUUUUCGCCGGGUGCCAUGCAGAAAGCACGGGGGAAUAAGAUUCACCGUAAACGGGUUCCGUUAUUUUAACCUAGUGCUGAUUAGCAACGUGGCGGGUGCUGGAGAUAUCGUGCGCGCGUACGUGAAAGGCACUCGAACCGGUUGGAUGCCACUGAGCCGAAACUGGGGCCAAAACUGGCAAUCGAACGCGGUUUUGGUGGGCCAGUCACUUUCCUUCCGUGUUUCAAGCAGUGACCGUCGCUCCUCGACAUCAUGGAACAUUGCUCCACCUAGUUGGCAAUUUGGUCAAACUUUCACCGGAAAGAAUUUUCGGGUCUAAACAUUCACAUCAAUGACAUCAUAAUGCUAAUAUAGUAUUUUUUUUUUAUAUUGAGAAAGCUCAAUUUUCUUUCUCCCGCCAUUUACUUAUUUCUAGAUGGUCUUUUUUGACUGGAUGCUUGUGACAAUGAGAGAAGGAAAAGAGAAUGACAACUUAAAAUGUGACUAGGUGUUGAUUUUUAUUGGUAACUUGGUAGGGUUUGAUAUUAUGAAUAUAUGAUAUUAUAUUUGAUAUAUAACCAAUGAAGGUGCCAUCGUUGAGGUUACGUUGAAA
Messenger RNA from Cicer arietinum (chickpea), 1225 nucleotides. RefSeq names its product expansin-A6-like. Gene Ontology annotation, biological process: plant-type cell wall organization. The record is from RefSeq and is a predicted model, not a curated record. Gene Ontology annotation, cellular component: extracellular region. NCBI's taxonomy places the organism in Eukaryota, Viridiplantae, Streptophyta, Magnoliopsida, Fabales, Fabaceae.